Molecule: messenger RNA, 767 nt
Organism: Spinacia oleracea (spinach)
Lineage: Eukaryota; Viridiplantae; Streptophyta; Magnoliopsida; Caryophyllales; Amaranthaceae
Product: cytokinin dehydrogenase 1-like
Exons: 2
Coding region: 1-720 (239 amino acids)
Molecular function (GO): FAD binding; oxidoreductase activity
Source: RefSeq, a predicted model, not a curated record
AUGGCAAUCUGCAUGAGAAAAAGCAGCACAACAAAGUGCAGAGAUAUAGAUGCUGCUAAAAGUUUUCUUAGUUCUCUUGUUAACUUGGCUGAGCAGAAUAUCAAUCAUUGCUCUUACCUUCCUCAUGCCACCCCAGAUUUUACAAACUUAAGCUCACUUGAGCUAGUAUCAUCACUUAAAAAACUAAAUCUAAAUGGUAAUUUCGAUUUCCAAAAUACCCGCCGUGUGGCAAAUGACUUUGGUAACAGAUACCAUUUUCAUACGAUGGCGGUUCUGUUACCCAAAACAGUCUCUGACAUCUCUAUAACAAUCAAACAUGUUAUCAACAUGGGUCAUAACCCAGAGCUUACUGUUACAGCAAGAGGCCAUGGUCACUCACUUCAAGGUCAAUCUCAAAGCCAUGGUGGCAUAGUCAUCAGCAUGGAAUCUCUAGAAGAACCAAAACUGCACGUCCAUACAUGCGAGCAACCUUAUGUUGAUGUUUCAGGGGGUGAAUUGUGGAUUAACAUUCUGCAUGAGACUCUAAAACAGGGAUUAUCACCUAAAUCAUGGACCGACUACCUUUAUUUGACUAUCGGGGGAACUUUAUCAAAUGCCGGGAUUAGUGGACAAGCAUUCAAAUACGGACCUCAAAUAAACAAUGUCCAUCGGCUAGAAAUUGUCACUGGUAAGUUCUUAACUCUGUUCUAUUUAAAGAUAUUAUACAAAGUAAAUACUUGAAUAUCCAAUUCGGGCAUCUUAUAUUUCAGCAUAUGAGUUUCAUUGAA